GACACCGGUGUAACUCACCUGCCACCUGCUGCCCUCGCAGUCUUCAGCAACAACAGCUGCGGCACCAGAAAUUAGCGAAUGGUAGCUAGCAAGCUGCAGAUCGUAAGCUCUCCUCCUAGUCACCUGUGACACUUACUCCUGCAUCCACUUCUGAGCUAGUCGACUUCUGUCUGCUCGCACGGGCGUUCUGGCGGGCCGUGGGUGGUGGCGUCGCAAACCUCCCUAGCUCCGUUGCAAAUCACUUCAGAUGAGCCCCCAGAUGGGACGCUUGCGGCUUGAACAUCGUUUUGUUGCUAUUGUGUCGGGUUUGUUUUUUUGCCGUAGUGAAACACGCAAAUGGUGCCUCUUCACAACUAGUCUGGGAGGGUGCAUUUGGUGUAAGUCAACGGCAUCUCAGUCGGUCUACGUUGGUAGCAGACGUGUCUUAUAGGAUGCCAAAAUGUAUGAAAACUUUCUAAAAUUAACUAAAUCGCCAAAAUUACAUUAAUACCAUGUUUUAUUGAAUAUAUGAGGGUCAGAUAUAUAUUAUCACCUACUGUAUCAGAUAUAGGGGCGGUUUCUGGCUGUCGAGGUGUCUAGGGUAUCACAUCGUGAAGAACAAUCAACUAUCUAAAUAGUCCAAGAGUGGCUGCAAUAGUGCAUAUUUGUAUUUAUUUAUUAUACCGGGUGGCUUAUGAUGCUAUUUAUUCGUACUGGAUCUCGAAUUUUGUCCUACUUUACGAUGUUGUGCAAUUUCAAUGUGGCAGUUGAUAUAUUCCUACAUAUUUAUAUUAGUACAACACACAGUCGUACAAAAUAAUAUGCCAGUUGCACGCCAAAGGGAAGGUGAAAACGGAAACAAAAGAAACCAAUUACGAUACAGACGCAUAGAAACUGCAAGAAAUAUACAGAAACCAAAAACUGAUAAUAAGUGCCAUUGCACUUUGACAGUGUCAGGUCGCCAAAGCCAUCAUAUUGACAGCCACAGCACAGCAAACAACAACCAGUAGAGUUAACCAUAUAUUAUAGCUAUACAAUAUGAUAAAUACCUACGAAUACAAUAUCCAAACCAGAAAACCGCUGUGCCAUGCAAUGUUGCGCCAAAAAUACAAACCAAAUCUACUAAUGAUACGAGUUCUACAGCAUCAGGGGGACACUUAGUCCCACCCUACCAGGAGGAAGACGCUUCAAGCGGCUUUCUUAUCCUUACCCGCCUUGUCACCGCCCUUGCCAUCUUUCUUAUCAUCGCCGCAACCGCAGUCGUAAAAGUCGCCCAAGUUGUUGCAGUCAAACUGGGGCUUUUCCAACCGCACGUUGACUUUGUUGUGCAUGGCACAUAACCAGCUGGCGGCUGCAUUGCGGUUACUUGUCUGAGGAGGAUACUGUUUGAGGAGACCUCUAAAGUGUCGAGCGCAGUCUCCGCAAGGGUAUAACCGGCCGAAAAGGUGGAAAAAGGAUUCUAGCGUUUUGCGCUCGUCAGGUGUCGGCUUUUCGGGGUAUCGAGAGACCAUGGUGUGGAGGAAGCGCCAAGUAGCGCGGCCAAGUUCGGCUCUGCAGGAUAUAGUUAGAAUAUGAAACCUAUAACGAGUAAACCCAUCUAGACAGGUUUGACCUAGAGAUAUACUGACUUUAAUGUGGCAUUUUCAAGCUUGGGGGCAAUGGAGUCGCCGUCCAGGGACGGCAGGUUAUCAAAGUCCACGCUGAAGCCCGAGUCUGAUUUGCUAUCUCUAGGCGCCUCGACAUUUGCCUUGUCAUGGCCGGCUUUGAUACUGCCGGGCGCAACUUUGGCAUCUGGAGCUGCGCCAUGAACGUAGCUGCCUCGUUGCAGAUUUGUGGAUGAGGAGCCGAAGAAGUAGGUAAGGCUCAGGAAGACGACGAAUCCAAGCACCACCGUCAGGGUGAGGUGCUGCCGGCGCGCCAUUUUUGCGUAGAGACUGUGUCUAAAGGAGGACGUAGCGAUGUUGAAGAGUCUAGGAAACGUGGACGCAACCAGGUCGACGUCGGUGGCAGAAUGAUGCCACAGGUUGCGCCAGCCAGUGGGGCCGGAUCCGAUGCCACCCCGGCAAGCUGGCCUUGCGCGCGGUGCUGCUUCAGUCCAAAGUUUAAUAGCAAAAACGAGAAGAAAAAAAGACAAAAAAAGUAAAUGUGACUAAAUAUACUAUAACACACAACUAGAAAAUCUAAUCUACAAUCUACAGAAUCCACCCACUUUUGGCUGAUGACGACAGAUGGACGCAGGGCGGCGAGGUUGCAUCACGUGACGCCCAGUGAGCUUCGACGUUGCCCGCGCGUCCUAAGCUGCCUGAGCUACAGUUGGAGCUUCAGGCGGCCAUCAAGACGUACAAACCACAUCACAGCCACGGGCAUCCAUUGCGAGAGACGAAUUGACGACGAACCGCAGCACAUUAACACAUACAACACAUAUAGCAGUCAUGGAGUACGGCCGCAGCGGCAACCUCAACGAAGAUGGCAUCCAUGUCGAUAUGGAUAGAUUGAAGAAGGGCGAGGUCAACUUGGGAACUUCGAUGUAGGCUCGAUCCUCAACGACGCAGCACGAGCGACGAACGAUGCUAACCAGGAUACAGCAUGGCCGUUACAUUCAAGGACGGAGUCAUUCUUGGAGCCGAUUCGCGAACGACGACCGGUUCGUACAUUGCCAACCGAGUAACAGACAAGCUGACCAAGGUCCACGAUACCAUCUGGUGCUGCCGCUCCGGCUCCGCCGCCGACACACAAGCCGUUGCCGAUAUUGUCCAGUACCAGCUCGGCCUCUUUUCCAUGCAGAGCGGCAAGCCGCCAAUGACACAGACAGCCGCCUCGAUAUUCCAAGAGAUGUGCUAUGCCAACAAGGACCGCCUAUCGGCUGGUUUAAUUAUUGCCGGCUGGGAUGAGCGCUUCGGCGGCCAAGUCUACUCGAUUCCUCUGGGAGGCUCGCUGCACAAGCAGGCGUAUGCCAUUGGCGGCUCGGGUUCCACAUACAUUUACGGUUACUGCGAUGCCAACUGGAAGGAGAACAUGGAGGAGGAGGAUGCCGUCAACUUUGUCAAGGGCGCGCUGAGAGAGGCCAUCAAGUGGGAUGGCAGCUCUGGCGGUGUGAUUCGCAUGGUGGUGUUGACCAAGAAGGGUGCCGACAGACACUUGUAUCUGCCCGACACCGACUAUGCCGAGCGCGCGUUAUAAAGCGGCUACAGAGACGGAAUACGAUGAUACAAUUAAAAAAAGAGAAAUCCCUGACCCAACCUUUUUUUCUUCUGUACUGCAACCAGCCAUGAUGUGAGUGCGGCAAACCCGUGAUUGUAUACUAGAGGAGCAGCAGCAGAUAGAUAGCCGCAACACAAACGACGCAAAUAAGAAAUUGAAAAGAAGAAAACGUGCCGAGGCCUUUAGUAAAGAAAAAAGUGUACAAAGUCCCUGCCGGGUUGUUUAUCAGGAGA
Molecule: messenger RNA, 3413 nt
Organism: [Torrubiella] hemipterigena
Lineage: Eukaryota; Fungi; Ascomycota; Sordariomycetes; Hypocreales; Clavicipitaceae
Source: the annotation of a GenBank genome assembly